AUAACCCUCUGCAACAUAUUCGCCACAAAUUUCUUCAAGGGUUUAAAGUGAAGUGCAGGCAAGAACUAUAAUUCUUCUUAAGAUAGAAACACAAAUUCGCAAAUGGUUGGGUUGUCAACAUGGUUUCGAUACUUGGCCAGCAAACUCGAGUAUUCUGUGUCCCUCAGCCGAAAGACCUACAUACAAGGUCAAAUUGCAGAUACCGAAAUUCUCGAUACAAUAUGGAGGAAUGUAUUCCAUGGAAAGUUGACUUUUUUGCAUUGGAAUAAAGGAAGAGAGAUGGCCCCAAUGGUUGGCCGCUAUGGUGGAACUCUUCUUGUUCGGAAAAUUCCAGCUGCAGAUCCUACUCGAGUUCAUGUUGGAGAUGUGGUAGUACUAAAGGACCCAAUAAAUUCAAACAAUUAUAUUGUUCGGAGAUUAGCUGCUAUUGAAGGAUAUGAGAUGGCGUCGACUGAUGAGAAGGACGAACCUUUUCUACUCGAAAAGGAUCAGUGCUGGGUAUUGGCCGACAAUCAAAAUUUAAAGCCCACGGAAGCCCAUGAUAGUCGAACUUUCGGCCCGGUUACCAUGGGCGACAUAAUUGGCCGUGUCAUAUAUUGUCUGAGGACUGCUGUCGAUCAUGGGCCCGUCAAUAACAGCCAUUUUAGCAAGAGACGGGAUUCACCUGUAUUAGAAGUGGAACUGGACGUGGACGAGAUGGCUAAAAAUCACAAAGCAAAUGCAUUUACUUUGAAUCUUCUUCUGGCUUUGUUUUUUCUUGCUCAAUCUCAUGGAUCUGGCCUACCCGAUGGCCGAUAUCUUCCGUUCUCGGGACUUUCAGGGAGAGCACUCGGCCUAUCACCCAACUCCACCCACACCAGCUACAAAAUAAUUUCAGAGAAAAAACACCACUUAUCCUUGAAAUGCUCGUUCAGGCACAACGUCACUUGCAACGCGAGUCCCAACAACAACUACAGGCGAAACACUGAUUCAAGAAAGCACAAUUUUUCACGCAACAGGAAUAACAGGCACAAGGAGGACAGAGAAGAUGACUAUGAAGAACAACUCGACGGGUUCGUUACUACUCUCCCUUCAGAAAACGGGGCCUUCUCUUCCGUUUCCUCUAACCAGAGCUCCCGGGGCACUGCCACUCCAGGCGCCCGAGAAAGAGAAAUUGUCGAGCUAUUCAAAAAGGUGCAGGCCAAGAUUCGAGAACGAGCGGCACUGAAGGAAGAAGAAGGGAAAAAAGCCGAGACUCCUCAAGGAAAAGGGAAAGAAAGCCAGACAGUUGACUCGCUUCUCAAGCUUUUGAGAAAACACUCGGUACCACAGGGCAAGAAAGCAGCCCAUUUUAGUGAUAACGAUCAGGAUUUCAUUCUUGAUCAGAAAAAAGCCAAGGAUGAUGAGGAAAUUCAAGAUAGCCCAAGGCAAAAUCGUAGCCGGCCAAAGUCGAGGUUCCAGAAGAGGUCUCCUGUCCCGGAAAAUAAAUUCCAGCCUGUUUAUUCAGAUGGCUCUGAUAAUUCAAUCUUGGAUGAGAACUUGGAGAAAGAAAGUGAGAUGAGUAAUUUAGAGGUGGAAGCUGAUGAAGAGGAGGAGGCUCUAUCUGAUGAGUCUGAUGUGGAUGCUCUCUUCCCGGAACUUAGUGAGUUGGAUGAAAUAUCCGGCCUUAACGAUGAAGAUGAAGAUGAAGAUGAAGAGGGAGAUGAAGAUAGUCUGGUUGAGGCUGACGAUUUGAGUGGUAAGAAGCUGCCUGAGUUGAGGGCCCUUGCAAAGUCUCGUGGGUUGAAAGGAUACUCGAAGCUGAAAAAAGGUGAGCUUAUUGAGCUGUUGAGUGAGUAA
Messenger RNA from Striga asiatica, 1818 nucleotides. NCBI's taxonomy places the organism in Eukaryota, Viridiplantae, Streptophyta, Magnoliopsida, Lamiales, Orobanchaceae. The record is from the annotation of a GenBank genome assembly.